CGUCGAACACCUCACUUGGCCAGUAUGACCUCCUCGCACGAGAAGGCCCCGCUCCUGCCUCUGUCUCCGCAGCCUCUUUCAUCCAGUCAAAGGCAUCGCCAUCGUCGAGAAUCGUUCGAGACGGGGUUCCCACUCGUUGUUUCCGAAGAGAUCGACGUUCAGGCCACUGUACCGGAGACUGAAGCUGAACCACCUCGACCCGCGGUCUCCGUAUCGCCGUGUCAAUGGUUGGGACACAAUUGCGCCGUGCCGUUUACGCUGCUGAUGUCAGCGAUCGGCGCCGGCACAUUGGCGGUUCCCUAUACUUUCGUGCUGUUGUCGCCUGUCCAGGCGGUUCUGGUGUUGUGCUGUGUCGGGUUGGCAAUGGCUUUCACAGCUGAUACACUAGUAGACGUUCAUGUAAAAGUGACAACAGAGAGUGUUGAUGAACUGCAGGGAAGUCGAGAAACGUACCAGCAUUUGGCUUGGAGAGCUGGCGGCAACCUGUUGGCUCGACUGACUGGAGCUUUGACGGCGUUUGCAGUGUUUGGAGCGUGUGUGGGCUGCGUGCGAGUGGUGAAGGACAUGGCACCGGUGUUGCUUUCUGCGGUGGUUAAUGGAUUUGAACAGUGGGAUGUAGAAGAGCAGCAACAUGCAGUGGUGACUUCAGUUUGGGUCGUGGUGCUGGUUGUCGUACUGCCACUUGGAUGUCUGACGAAAAUAUCGGCGCUGCGAUUUUCGUCAUACUUUGGAGUGGCAUUUUCGGUUUAUUUGGUUUGUGCUGUGGCAUAUCGAGCUACAAUUGGGGGCAUCGAAGAUGCAGGUCUCGAUAAUAAUGGGGUCCCAGUACCAGAGACGAAGAGUGAAGCGUCAUUAUUCUGGCGCGUAGCUGAGGUCGUAGGUAUAUACAACUUCACGUUCAUGCUCCAUUUAAAUGUGAUUCCGUUGCUCGCACAACUCGUGGCUACUGAAACGGCGAGAAGACGGAAGGCAGAAGACAAGGACAUUGAAAAUCUUGGCAGUACAGAAGCUCCUGUGGAUGUACACUUACUUCAAAUUGCUGGACGAACCAUGCGACGUCACUUGGCUUUGGCUGUCGGCACGUGCAUUCUGCUGUAUGCGACGUUCGGUAUUUGCGCAGUGCAGAUUUAUGGGAAUAAAACGCAGGGUAACAUACUGCUAAACCUCUCGAAUGACCGGAUCAUGGCGGUGCCUCGUGUGGCGAUUUUAUUGACGAUUUUACUGUCAUUUCCGCUGCUAUUUCAUCCGCUUCGUUCGCUGGUGCUCGAGAUGUAUGUGGCCUGUACAUCUCGUAGUAACAAGGAAGAUGAGAACGACUCAGCUCCGUCACAAUUUGUACAGGCAGUUGUGACUCUUCUACUGCUGGUUGCUCAAAUUAUCUGCGCCUUACGCGUUCCUGGACUACAAGUGGUGUUUUCCUUCGUUGGUGCGAGUAUCUUGCUGAUGCUGUGCUACUUGUUUCCACUGAUAUUUUACGUGCGUCUCACGGAGUGGCGUUCGGGUCGUAAGGAAAUGACACGACUGGUUCUACUGGCGGUGUUAGGCGUGGUCGCGGCUGUGUUUUGUGUCGCAGCUACCCUACAGCUUGUAUUUCCAGCGUGACUCAACCUAGUCGUGGUUCAGUGCACUUAAAGAAAUUGAGAGAAUCUAGAUGUAUUUAAUAUUUUGGAUGUGAUCAUGCAGUUUGUCUGUUCAUUUUAGACGACGAUCAAACGACGCUGAAUGAUAACAAGCAUGCUGUUUUAUAUGUAUA
This is a messenger RNA of Phytophthora nicotianae INRA-310, 1753 nucleotides long. RefSeq lists its product as hypothetical. The coding region runs from base 25 to 1602 and encodes 525 amino acids. The record is from RefSeq and is a predicted model, not a curated record. NCBI's taxonomy places the organism in Eukaryota, Oomycota, Peronosporomycetes, Peronosporales, Peronosporaceae. The transcript has a single exon. Gene Ontology annotation, biological process: amino acid transmembrane transport. Gene Ontology annotation, molecular function: amino acid transmembrane transporter activity.